Molecule: messenger RNA, 2219 nt
Organism: Macrosteles quadrilineatus (aster leafhopper)
Lineage: Eukaryota; Metazoa; Arthropoda; Insecta; Hemiptera; Cicadellidae
Product: molybdate-anion transporter-like
Exons: 2
Coding region: 418-1839 (473 amino acids)
Biological process (GO): molybdate ion transport
Cellular component (GO): membrane
Molecular function (GO): molybdate ion transmembrane transporter activity
Source: RefSeq, a predicted model, not a curated record
CCUGCACUACUUUCCAUGUGAUUGUUUAUUUAUUUACCGUACAGCAGUUUUGUCACCUAAAAUAACAUAUAUUCUCAUUUUCUUGAGGCUUGAGGUUGAAAUGAUUAUUUUGGAUCUCUAGAACUGCUCAGCUAGUAAUAAUGUUUGACAAGAAAACGAGUGUUAUGUCAGUGAGGAAAAUGAAUGUACAUAUGAGUGUCUAUGAAGAAACUUUAGACAGUAUCAUUCCUUUUUAUGAUGUGACAAACAGUUAAGUAAUGUGCCACGUAACUCACCAAACGAUGAUAUCUCUAAUGAGGCUUUGUAUGUAAUUUAGAUAAGUAUUGUUUGUUCCUGUACAACUUAGUGCCAGAAACUGCCUUAAUAUUAACUCUUAGUGAGCUUUACCCCCAGGAGAUACGGUAGCGGUUAACCAAAAUGAUAUUUAUAGUUGUAUUGUGUGGCCUUGGAUUGACUGCUGCACUACUUUUCAAUAGGAAUAAGAAGACACAUUCCUCUCCAAAAAGUUUGCAAUUUGAAAGACUUCAGAAAAGUUAUCUGACUGUAUAUUACUUAGCGACAUUUUCUGACUGGCUUCAAGGACCCUAUGUCUACAAGCUGUAUAGCGAUUAUGGCUAUAAAGAAGAGGAGAUUGCUUUUCUUUACAUAGCAGGAUUUGGAUCCAGCUCUAUUUUUGGAGCUCUCAUCGGUCAUAUUGCAGACAAAUAUGGCAGAAAAAAACUGUGCAUGUCAUUUGGAUUUUUUUAUAGUAUCUGUAACCUAACUAAAAUUUUCUCAAACUUUUACAUUCUUUUGUUGGGUCGAGUUUUCGGUGGGAUUUCCACUUCCAUUCUCUUCUCUACAUUUGAAGCUUGGUACAUCAACGAGCACAUCAACCAUCACAAUCUGCCCCCUGAGUGGCUCAAUAACACUUUUAGUAAGGCAGGUUCCGUUACCGGAUUUCUCGCCAUCGUAGCAGGCAUUCUGUCACAGAUUUGUGCUGAAACUCUUGGUUUUGGCCCUGUGUCCCCAUUUUUGUUAGCCAUCCCAUUUCUGUUUACCUCCAGCUAUCUCAUAGCCAAGAAUUGGAAGGAACAUUCGUACGCCAACAAUUGCAGUCACCAAAGUUGUAUCGCUCCGUUGUAUCAUAUAUUCGUGAAAGACCCUAUUCUUUUAGUUUUAGGCUUGAUUCAGUCCCUGUUUGAAUCUGUCAUGUAUACAUUUAUUUUUUCAUGGACACCCAUUAUUUCUGAUUUGAAUCCUCCCUUGGGAAUAGUAUUUGCUAGUUUUAUGCUAGCUUUCAUGAUCGGAUCUAAAGUGUACAGUAUGUCGCUUUCAGAUACACGCCAGCCUCAGUACAUUUUAGUGCUUACUUCUAGUUUCUCAUUUGCUAACCUCUGUAUAGUAUCUCUGGUGAUCACUUACUCUUUGUAUUCUACACAAAUCAGCACAGACUCUAGAUUAAUUCUUACUCAGGUCUGCUUUGUUUGCUUUAUUUUGUAUGAGUUUAGUGUCGGCCUUUAUGUUCCUGUCAUCAGCUAUCUCAAAAGUAGAGUGAUUCCUGAAGAACACCGUGCGAGCAUCGCCAACUGGUUUCGAGUGCCGAUGAACAUUUUCACAUGUAUCAGUUUGACUUUGAAUCAGUUUAGUGAUAAUGAUGUUACUGACAUGUCAAAAUCUAUUGUUAUUUUUAAAAAGUUUCAUUUGAUUUACAUUCUGAGUUCUGUAUUUUUAUUGAUCACUACUCUAGCUUGUGUGGUUUUCAAUAGAAAAUACACUCGGAAGCUUUGUUGGGAGGAAUCAUUUAAUGAACCUUCAGAUACUUUGAGAGAUAUUGAACUUGCCAAAGACAAACUUUAAAGUUAUAUUUCAAAAGGUGUAAUUUUGUGAAUCUUCUUUUGGGACUUUGUACUAUUGUAGGUUGUAUAAAUGUGAUAACAACACACAAUGUUAAUAAUAUUGCAGAGUUUAUAUUUGUUAUGUAUUCAUAUAGUGCAGUUUGUUAAUAUUUAACAGCUUAGCUGAUGACUGAUACUUGGUGUGGUAAAAUAUGUCUUUUGUACUUGCUAUACAUCAUGCUACAAGUAGCAAGUUACCUAUGCUACACCCAUACCUUGGGUUAUUUUAAAGUACAAUAAGUUUGAGUUCUAUGUGAUCACUUUUCCUCAAGACCUUUAUAGACAAUGCACCUAUCCAUAACAUUUUACUUGCUCUCCUUUCUAAUUUCAAGCUUAACGUUU